Messenger RNA from Cyprinodon tularosa, 1242 nucleotides. RefSeq names its product cell death-inducing p53-target protein 1 homolog. The coding region runs from base 124 to 765 and encodes 213 amino acids. The transcript has 5 exons. The record is from RefSeq and is a predicted model, not a curated record. Gene Ontology annotation, molecular function: zinc ion binding. Lineage: Eukaryota; Metazoa; Chordata; Actinopteri; Cyprinodontiformes; Cyprinodontidae.
UCCUUUUUUUGUCUGAAACAAAUUUUGCUUUUACCAAUCAACCACUGUCAGAGCAAUAAGACGCCCUGGUUGUCCUGCAUCCUGAUCAUCUUUCAAAGCAUUCAGAAAAUCCAACCACAGAAAAUGGAAAAUGGUGAAGGACCUUCUACAGGUAUCCCAGAUAUCCCGGCACCACCAUAUCCUGGUCCUCCUUUGGACUACAAUCCACUACCACAAUCCACACCUGAUUUUCAGCCUGCAACCCAGCCUGUGGCACAGCAAUAUAACCAGCCAGUAAUCCAACCUGUUGCUCAGCAUUAUCAACAACCUGUUGAUCAGCAAUAUCCCCAGAGUGAAGUACAGCAGUAUCAACAGUCUGUUGAUCAGCAAUAUCCUCAGCAGCAAUAUCCCCAGUCUGUUGCUCCGCAGUAUCACCAAAUGGAUUUUCAGCAAUAUCCUCAGCAAUAUCUUAAGAAUGAUCAACAGCCGGUUGUGCAGUAUAUGGCACAACAAAAUCAAGUUGCUCAACCAGUGAAACAGGUGACUGUAGUGCAACCGAGGCCCACUGAUGCUCCUGGAAGCAUGCUAUGUCCGCAUUGCCAGACCAGAGUUGUGACCUCAAUUGAAUACAAACUGGGCCUCCUUACCUGGUUAAUUGUUGGAUCACUGUUUAUUAUAGGGGUCUGGCCCUGCUGUUUAAUCCCCUUCUGUGUGAAUGCUUGCAAGGAUGUGCAGCAUUCCUGUCCACAAUGCAACAAUGUCCUGCACAUCCACAAAUUAUUGUGAAGCACAGUGAAACCAGCAGUGACCUGUAUAAAAGUGGAAUUUCCAUUAUGGUUACAUUUAUCAUUUUUCCCUGAUAUCUUCUAUCAUAUUCUUAUAAGAUGUUACCUUGUGGUGUUUUAUUCUGAAAAUAUGUUUCAUUUUUUUUUAUUUGGGACAAAUUAUCACUUUUAUAUACUUGCCUUCUAUUAAAAUAAUAUAAAAUGAUCUAUGUUUUAGAUAAAAAAAGGAUAUUCUUAAAUUACAGAUUAUACAUGUAUUUUGUUCUUCAUUGGGAUAAUUUGACCGUUAUUAUAGUAGUUUUGUUAGUAAAAAUAAUUUUUCAUUGCUAUAAAUAAUUAAACAUCUGAUAAAUGUUUAAAAGCAUUAUGAUUGUAUGCAACAUACAAGAUAUUAGAUUAAUACAGUUUUUUCUUGGUUUGUAUUUGCCUUGCCUUAUAAUACGUAUUUUUGUGCAUCAUGAAGAUCACCAUUGUAAAA